Molecule: messenger RNA, 1512 nt
Organism: Aricia agestis (brown argus)
Lineage: Eukaryota; Metazoa; Arthropoda; Insecta; Lepidoptera; Lycaenidae
Exons: 8
Coding region: 100-1512 (470 amino acids)
Molecular function (GO): cadherin binding; RNA binding
Source: RefSeq, a predicted model, not a curated record
CAGCAAGUUGGCUGAAAUAUUUUUAAUAACCAUUUGAAAAUUAUAAUUAAUCGAUUUUUUAAAUUUUAGACUAAAUUGUUUAGUAACGUUCACAUUAUAAUGGAUUAUAUUGCUUCUGAAAAAGGAGACACUACAGAGAAUCGGGAUCCAAACUCUUUGGUAUCAAACGGUAAUUCCAAGCCGGUAAUAGAUGAAAAGUCGAGUGAGAAUGAUGAUAAACCGCACAUCGAAGCCCCCACGGAGAACGCUGCGUGCACAUCGGAAAAGACAGACAUUUCAGAAAUUCCUGAGCAAGUCGAAUUUACAGUUGUAUUUAAUAACAAUAAACAUGACAUCACAUUUGCUUACGAUGCCUCUGUAGUAGAACUGAAAGCGCAUUUAGAACGAAUAUGUGCAGUGCCACAGUCAGCACAGAAACUCAUCAUUAAAGGAAUGGCCAGGGACAGCGGGACAAUCAGACAAGCUGGGAUCGUCAAAGGCGGAAAAGUAAUGCUUGUUGGAUACAAAAUGGAUGAUAUAUUGGCUGUGAAGAGUGCACCAAAGGAAAUAUUUGAAGAGAAGUCUAGCAGUCAAUCCAGCAAAGAGCCAUUGUGUAUGCAGAAGAACCAUAGUAAAGUUUUAGAUAAGGGUAUUCCACCAGAUGUAAUGCCUGGAAUAAAGGGAGUCAAGGAACCUUUACCACCUGUGCCACUCAGUGGGAUGUUGAAUAAACAUGGAGGCAAAGUUAGACUAACAUUCAAACCAGAGCAGGAUCAGCUUUGGCUCGGAACCAAGGAGCGCACAGAGAAACUUGCUAUGACAUCUAUCAAAACUUCUGAAAAAGGAGACACUACAGAGAAUCGGGAUCCAAACUCUUUGGUAUCAAACGGUAAUUCCAAGCCGGUAAUAGAUGAAAACUCGAGUGAGAAUGAUGAUAAACCGCACAUCGAAGCCCCCACGGAGAACGCUGCGUGCACAUCGGAAAAGACAGACAUUUCAGAAAUUCCUGAGCAAGUCGAAUUUACAGUUGUAUUUAAUAAGAAUAAACAUGACAUCACAUUUGCUUACGAUGCCUCUGUAGUAGAACUGAAAGCGCAUUUAGAACAAAUAUGUGCAGUGCCACAGUCAGCACAGAAACUCAUCAUUAAAGGAAUGGCCAGGGACAGCGGGACAAUCAGACAAGCCGGGAUCGUCAAAGGCGGAAAAGUAAUGCUUGUUGGAUCCAAAAUGGAUGAUAUAUUGGCUGUGAAGAGUGCACCAAAGGAAAUAUUUGAAGAGAAGUCUAGCAGUCAAUCCAGCAAAGAGCCAUUGUGUAUGCAGAAGAACCAUAGAAAAGUUUUAGAUAAGGGUAUUCCACCAGAUGUAAUGCCUGGAAUAAAGGGAGUCAAGGAACCUUUACCACCUGUGCCACUCAGUGGGAUGUUGAAUAAACAUGGAGGCAAAGUUAGACUAACAUUCAAACCAGAGCAGGAUCAGCUUUGGCUCGGAACCAAGGAGCGCACAGAGAAACUUGCUAUGCACAGUCUAGACUGA